AUGUUCACGGGUAUCAUCGAGGAGAUCGGCACUGUGGUGUCCAUGCAGGAGCGCAAUGACCUGCUGCUAUGGAACGGUGAGCGUGGCACUGGCUUUGAGCUAGUGGUGCGCGUUAAGGUGGCGCUGGAGGGCGCGUAUCUAGGCUGCAGCAUCGCCGUCAACGGCACGUGCCUGACCGCCACAAGUAUCGACGAGGACCGCGUGGCCUUUGGUGUGGCGCCCGAGACGUUGCGUCGCACCAACCUGGGUGAGCUCAAGGCUGGCGACAAGGUGAACGUGGAGCGCAGUAUGGGUGUGGAUGCGCGCAAUAGCGGUCACUUCGUGCAGGGCCACGUGGACGGCACAGGCUCCAUUUUGUCCUUCACGCGCGAGGACGACUCGCUCUGGGUCAAGAUCUCCGCCACACCCGAGAUUCUGCGUGAUAUCGUGACCAAGGGCUACAUCGCCAUCGACGGCACGAGCCUCACGGUGUGCGAAGUGGACCGCACGAACGGUUGGUUCUCCAUCAUGCUGAUCUCUUAUACACAGAACCACAUCAUCCUGCCGCUUAAGAAGGUCGGCGACCGUGUCAACCUCGAACCGGAUGUGCUUGGCAAAUACGCCGCGCGCUCCAUGGGCGGCGUACUUGAACGGGUGGAUGCUCUUGAGAGCCAGCUACGGUUCACCAAGCGCGUGACGGUGGGACUCACCGUAAUUGCCGCCGCGUUGGCCGUGACUCUCCUUCGGAAGUAA
Messenger RNA from Phytophthora nicotianae INRA-310, 732 nucleotides. RefSeq names its product riboflavin synthase, alpha subunit. The coding region runs from base 1 to 732 and encodes 243 amino acids. Gene Ontology annotation, biological process: riboflavin biosynthetic process. Lineage: Eukaryota; Oomycota; Peronosporomycetes; Peronosporales; Peronosporaceae. The transcript has a single exon. Gene Ontology annotation, molecular function: riboflavin synthase activity. The record is from RefSeq and is a predicted model, not a curated record.